Molecule: messenger RNA, 963 nt
Organism: Funneliformis mosseae
Lineage: Eukaryota; Fungi; Glomeromycota; Glomeromycetes; Glomerales; Glomeraceae
Source: the annotation of a GenBank genome assembly
AUGAAUACCAACAACUGGGUAGAUUUGAAAGCGGCCAAGAAUUUGCCGGAUUACGUGAUUUUCGAAUGUGCGCAUCUAAAAAUCUUGCCAUUGGAACAAUACUAUCCAGAAGAAGGUUUACGUUUCCUCAACAAAUCUCCAUUAGCUUUGGUUUUACGUAUUAUCACUAAUGAGAUUUGUAUAGUCUUAAUUGAAAAGAAAAAAGAAAUUUCACUCCCUUUAGAACAUCUUUUUAGGUUUACAAUUAAUGAAAGGCGUGAUAUUGAAUUGGAAAUGAAGAGGGAAUUUAAAAAAUUCUAUUAUGAAUAUCCCCUUGGAGAACUUGGUUUUAGAAUUCAAAUCGCGAUGGAUCCUUUAGGAGGAUUCCUGGACAAAAUCACCACCAUUGUUUUUAGCCCAUGGUAUUACGUCGAAGAUGAAAUAUAUUUAAGGCUAACUUGUGAAAUGAGAAGGCUGAGGUUUAAUAAGCCAAAGGAAAGUUCAGAGAAACAAACUAUUAAACAGCUUAUUCGGUUUCAAGAACCAUCAAAUCAGCUGCAACACAAGGAAUCUUUAGAAAAUGAAUUUGUCAGCGUUAGUCGACAACUUAAUCAUGAUCGAUCUUUCAAUCAGGAUCAAGAACAACCAAAUGUUACGAAUGAAGUUGAACCCGUGCGAUCACAUUUUGCGUCAUUUAUUGAGAGGAACAAAACCAACACAGAAAAUACAAUGGAUUUACCGACCGAUGAUUCACCUAAAGCCAGUGGAGUAUCAAAUAAAUGUCUCCUUGAUAUGAAUUGUCGGGAAUUAAUGAGCUUUUUAAAUAAUAAACCUGAAGUUGAAGAUUCCAUAUCUAUUUCCAGGCCAAGUAACAAAGAGCUUUUUACUAAUAACCAAUACGAAAGUGAAAUUACUUAUUCCGGCACAAUGUGUGCUGCAGAGGUAGAAAUAUUUAUUUUCUUUUGGUCACUACAUUUAGGUUAA